UGUUACAUUCAGUAACACUGAAUGUCAGUGCAGUCCGAUUUACAGGCUGGAGCAGAAGCUGCAUCCUGCAUUUCCCCGAAGUAUUACAUGAUUUUCACUCCUUGCAAACUUUACUAUCUUUGUUGCAGAGAAUCGGAAAUCAAUAUGCGUAGCAAAGUCACAAUCAUAUGCAUCAGAUUUCUCUUUUGGUUUCUUUUGCUCUGCAUGCUUAUUGGGAAGUCACAUACUGAAGAUGACAUCAUAAUUGCAACAGAGAAUGGAAAAGUCAGAGGGAUGAACUUGACAGUUCUUGGUGGCACGGUAACAGCCUUUCUUGGAAUUCCCUAUGCACAGCCACCUCUUGGUAGACUUCGAUUCAAAAAGCCACAGUCUCUGACCAAGUGGUCUGAUAUUUGGAAUGCCACAAAAUAUGCAAAUUCUUGCUAUCAGAACAUAGAUCAAAGUUUUCCAGGCUUCCAUGGAUCAGAGAUGUGGAACCCAAACACUGACCUCAGUGAAGACUGUUUAUAUCUAAAUGUAUGGAUUCCAGCACCUAAACCAAAAAAUGCCACUGUAUUGAUAUGGAUUUAUGGUGGUGGUUUUCAAACUGGAACAUCAUCUUUACAUGUUUAUGAUGGCAAGUUUCUGGCUCGGGUUGAAAGAGUUAUUGUAGUGUCAAUGAACUAUAGGGUGGGUGCCCUAGGAUUCUUAGUUUUACCAGGAAAUCCUGAGGCUCCAGGGAACAUGGGUUUAUUUGAUCAACAGUUGGCUCUUCAGUGGGUUCAAAAAAAUAUAGCAGCCUUUGGUGGAAAUCCUAAAAGUGUAACUCUCUUUGGAGAAAGUGCAGGAGCAGCUUCAGUUAGCCUGCAUUUGCUUUCUCCUGGAAGCCAUUCAUUGUUCACCAGAGCCAUUCUGCAAAGUGGAUCCUCUAAUGCCCCUUGGGCGGUAAUAUCUCUUUAUGAAGCUAGGAACAGAACGUUGACUUUAGCUAAAUUGACUGGUUGCUCUAGAGAGAAUGAGACUGAAAUAAUCAAGUGUCUUAGAAAUAAAGAUCCCCAAGAAAUUCUUCUGAAUGAAGCAUUUGUUGUCCCCUAUGGGACUCUUUUGUCAGUAAACUUUGGUCCGACCGUGGAUGGUGAUUUUCUCACUGACAUGCCAGACAUAUUACUUGAACUUGGACAAUUUAAAAAAACCCAGAUUUUGGUGGGUGUUAAUAAAGAUGAAGGGACAGCUUUUUUAGUCUAUGGUGCUCCUGGCUUCAGCAAAGAUAACAAUAGUAUCAUAACUAGAAAAGAAUUUCAGGAAGGUUUAAAAAUAUUUUUUCCAGGAGUGAGUGAGUUUGGAAAGGAAUCCAUCCUUUUUCAUUACACAGACUGGGUAGAUGAUCAGAGACCUGAAAACUACCGUGAGGCCUUGGAUGAUGUUGUUGGGGAUUAUAAUAUCAUAUGCCCUGCCUUGGAGUUCACCAAGAAGUUCUCAGAAUGGGGAAAUAAUGCCUUUUUCUACUAUUUUGAACACCGAUCCUCCAAACUUCCGUGGCCAGAAUGGAUGGGAGUGAUGCAUGGCUAUGAAAUUGAAUUUGUCUUUGGUUUACCUCUGGAAAGAAGAGAUAAUUACACAAAAGCUGAGGAAAUUUUGAGUAGAUCCCUAGUGAAACGUUGGGCAAAUUUUGCAAAAUAUGGGAAUCCAAAUGGGACUCAGAACAAUAGCACAAGAUGGCCUGUCUUCAAAAGCACUGAACAAAAAUAUCUAACCUUGAAUACAGAGUCAACAAGAAUAAUGACGAAACUACGUGCUCAACAAUGCCGAUUCUGGACAUUAUUUUUUCCAAAAGUCUUGGAAAUGACAGAGCCUAUAUGCUGCUGCUGUGAGCCAGGAACUGCACUAGCAGCUAGAGCUGCACAGAUGAAAAUGACAGGGUCUGCUUACUCACAGUGAAGUGGAGUCAGGGCCCAGGACCAUGGAAAGCUUUUAAGAAGAGAAGAUACCUGCACUGAAUCUCAAUAUGAAGGCAAAGUGGAGAGAAGCCAGAUAAGCAGGAACCAGAGAUGAAGUGUCUUGUGCAUCAUGCUAAGGAAUUUAAAUUAUAUCCUAAGUAAAGCCAUUUAGUAAUUUUAAAUGAGAAACUGACAUGUUCUGGUUAUUGAUUCAUAAAUGUAUAAGCUUUUACUAUAUUCAGGAGUUUUUUUUUUUUACCUUUGUCUUCUUAGAGUCUAGACUUUAAGAAUAUUAUAUGGCAUCAACAUAAUAAUUUCAUUUCUGAGGUAGGGUCUUUCUUCCAAAUAGCUGCUUUUGUUUGCUAGUUCAUUCGCAUCAGGAAUAUAUUCACUUAUCUUAAUUUAUUUUAUUUUAUUUAUGCUUUAAAAAUUAUUCUAAACUUGCUUUUUCUUGUUUUAGUGUAAAAGUAUUUACUAGUAAAUUUGCCUCUGAAUGCAAAUUUGGAAAUAUCAUCUAUGUUUGCAUAAACAGUUGACUCUGGAAAAACAACCUGGGGGUUAGGGGCACCAACCCCUGGACAGUUGAAAAUCUGUCUGUAACUCUUGAAUCCCCCAAAAUUUAACUACUGAUUAAGUUGACUAAUUAAGCCUACUUGACUGGACCUUACCAAUAACAUAAACAUUUGAUUAACAUAUUUUAUGAAUAAUAUUUGUAUUAUAUGCUAUAUUAUUAUAAUAAAGUAAGCUAGUGUAAAGAAAAUGAAAAUCAUAAGAGAGAAAAUAUAUUUACUAUUUAUUGAGCGGAAGUUGAUCAUCACAAAGGUUUUCAUACUUGUCAUCUUCACAUUGAGUAGGCUGAGGAGUAGGAGGAGGGGAAAUGGAGCUGUUGGUCUUGCUGUCUCUGGAGUGACAGUGGUGGAAGAAAAUCCACAUAUAAGUGGACUUGUGCAGUUCAGACUCAUGUUGUUCAAGGUCAACUGUGUGUAUAUUUUUUACCUUUUCUUUUAAACAUUUGUACUUGCAAAUUUGCUUUGCCCUUGCACACAGAGAUCUGCUUUGGAGAAACUUGUUUUUAAUAUCUCUAUACAUAUGUGUACAUUAUAAAUAUUGAGAAACUAUCUUAAGUAUUAGAUAAUCUUUUUAGCUGAUAUGUCUAUUUGAUCAUUCAAAAUCUUGACAUAAAUUUUUAUUUUGUAAACAUAGAUAAUACAGUUCCCUAUUUUACAUAUUUAUAUAUUUAUUAAAUACAAAUUUUAUAAGCUUUA
Molecule: messenger RNA, 3181 nt
Organism: Pongo pygmaeus (Bornean orangutan)
Lineage: Eukaryota; Metazoa; Chordata; Mammalia; Primates; Hominidae
Gene: BCHE
Product: butyrylcholinesterase
Exons: 4
Coding region: 22-1917 (631 amino acids)
Biological process (GO): choline metabolic process; acetylcholine catabolic process
Cellular component (GO): plasma membrane
Molecular function (GO): acetylcholinesterase activity
Source: RefSeq, a predicted model, not a curated record